CUUCUUUAAGCAACCGCGGUUCGCGUGCACAUUUGGUUGCUUGUAACGCGAUCACCAUGCCGCUUGCUCGUGAUUUGUUACAUCCGUCUUUUCGAGAAGAGAAACGAAAGUGCAAGUUAAAACGUUUGGUCCCCUCACCAAAUUCCUUUUUCAUGGAUGUUAAGUGUUCAGGCUGUUUGAAAAUCCAGGUCAUUUUCAGUCAUGCACAGACAGCUGUAGUUUGUCCUGGAUGUGACCGAAUUCUAUGUCAGCCUACUGGUGGUAGAGCACGGCUAGCUGAUGGAUGCAGUUAUCGCAAAAAGAAAUGAGUUUUUUGUAAAUUCCAAUUGUUAUAAUAAACUUAUGGAAACAAUCUAUUUUAAGUUGUUACUAUUACUGUUGCAGAUCUAUCCUGAGCCAGUUACGAUAAAACGAACUGUAUAUCAAUGUUAGUGGCGUGAUACAUCAUUCAUGUUCAUUUAGCAAGUUCUUAAGGCUGGUAAUGUCGAGCUACAAAUUGGUACCGUUUUUUAUCGCGCCUCACAUCAUGUAAACAGGUGUCCUAAGUUAGUCAGUAACAACGUAGAACUUCUUAAGUCAAGAGGCGAUACGCUCCUCUGUGUAUCUAAUGAGUAUUUAAUGUCCAAAAAUAUCAGUUGUUUGUAAGUCUUAUCAAACGUCUGUCUCUAGAUUUCAACCUCAAAUACAGUUUGAUUUUGAUGUCUGUAGUUAUGUGUUUCUUUGGUACGUGGUUUAUCUGUUUCUUUCUUCCGGUUGUUACCCCGCUUUCCUG
Messenger RNA from Schistosoma spindalis, 772 nucleotides. The record is from the annotation of a GenBank genome assembly. NCBI's taxonomy places the organism in Eukaryota, Metazoa, Platyhelminthes, Trematoda, Strigeidida, Schistosomatidae.